This is a messenger RNA of Pseudoliparis swirei, 2320 nucleotides long. Its product is annotated as H-2 class I histocompatibility antigen, L-D alpha chain-like. The coding region runs from base 85 to 1401 and encodes 438 amino acids. NCBI's taxonomy places the organism in Eukaryota, Metazoa, Chordata, Actinopteri, Perciformes, Liparidae. The record is from RefSeq and is a predicted model, not a curated record. The transcript is spliced from 7 exons. Gene Ontology annotation, biological process: immune response. Gene Ontology annotation, cellular component: external side of plasma membrane.
GGUACGGGAACCAGAGAGAAGACACGGUGCGACCGGCCGAUAACACCCGGGGAGAGGAGAGAGAAGCCCGGGUCGAGGAGCAGGAUGUUCCCCGUCCUCCUGGUCGUUCUUUGGGGGGCAAUGGCGGCGAACUGCGAUGAAUUGGAGCGGCACUCCCUCUCUUACAUCUACACGGCCUUCUCCAAACCCGUGGGGCUGCCGGGCUUCCACGAGUUCACGGCCAUGGGCCUGCUGGACCACAGGAUGAUCGACUACUACGACAGCGACAGCAAGGUGAAGGUGCCCAAGCAGCCGUGGAUGAAGGAGCGCCUCUUGGAUGACUACUGGGAGAAAGGCACGCAGUCCCGCCAGAGCAAGCACCAGUGGUUCACGGUGAACAUCGACAUCCUGAAGACACGCAUGAGGCAGAACGACUCUGACCUCCAUGUCCUCCAGUGGAGGCACGGCUGCGAGGGCGUCCGGCAGCCCGACGGCACGCUGAAGUUCACCCGCGGCAUUGACAUGUACAGCUACGACGGCAACGACUUCCUGUCCUUCGACGACAAGCACUCUGUCUGGGUGGCGCCGGUCGCCGCGGCGCUCCAGACCAAGAGGAAGUGGGACGAAGUCCAGGUGCUGAAGGAAUACACCAAAGGCUACCUGGAGAACGAGUGCAUGGACUGGAUGGACAAGUUCGUGAAUUAUCAGCAACCUUUGCUGGAACAAGCCAUUGCUCCCAAGCUGUUCGUGUUCACGCGGAACACCAAGGUGGACGCCAUCGUGGCGCUGUCGUGCAUGGCCACGGGGUUCUACCCUAAAUACAUCGUGCUGAGGAUCAAGAGGAACAAGCGCGUUCUGACCCCGGAGGAUGGGCUGGUUUCUACGGGCACUCGACCCAACGGAGACGACACCUUCCAGAGGAGAGACACGGUGGAGAUCCUGAGGACCGACGAGUCCACCUACACCUGUGAAGUGAGGCACGACGCAUCCGGGCUCCACAUGGAGGAGGAGUGGGAUCGCACACUUCCUGCCAGCACUGAAGUGUUCAUCAUCGGGGGGGCAGUGGCCGGGCUCACUGUGCUGACUGUGCUCACUGUGGUUCUUCUCCUCUUGUAUAAAAGAGGCUCUGAUCCGUCCCUCAGCAGCAACGACUCAACCGCCGCCAGCAGCUCCUCUGGGUCCGAGACCAGCGUCCACAUGAAGGACUACGCCGGCUCCUCUGGGUCCGAGUCCGGCGUCCUCAUGGAAGCCGACACCGGCCCCUCUGGGUCCGAGUCCAGCAGCCUCAUGGAGGCCCACGCCGGCUCCUCUGGGUCCGAGUCCGGCGUCCUCAUGGAGGCCGACACCGGCCCCUCUGGGUCCGAGUCCAGCAGCCUCAUUGAGGCCGACACCGGCCCCUCUGGGUCCGAGUCCAGCGCCUGAAGAGCGAAACGCGUCGUGUACGUCAGACGUUCCGGAGUUCUGCUGCUCGGUGGAAGAGCAACACGUCGGAGGUUUGAAGGUUCGGGGGAAAUUAUCAAGAAAUAUACUCGGAGCCUUUUCAAAAAAGGUGAAAAAAUUACAUUUUAAAAAAAUGCCUUUUAUUUUGAAGGACGGGAGGCUUUUCCUCGGUCCUGGUCUUCAGUUGAAUCCAGAAUGUUACGACUCGCUGAUGAUAAUCAAGUAAACUUCUUUCAUCCUCUCGAUGCUCCUCGAGCACAGACACCGGUGGUUCAAUCCCCGCCCUAGUCGAUGUGUCCUUGAGCAAGACGCUUAACCCCGAGUUGCUCCCUGUAGCUGCUCUACAGUGUAUGAAUGUCACAGGACUGUAAGCCGCUUCGGAUAAAAGCAUCAGCGAAAUGACAUGUCAUAAUUUAAUAAUUAAUCUUUAUGAGCAUCAGGAAUUCGGUUUGCUAAAGAAACAUUUGUCAAUUAAUCAGAUUAUUUUAGUUAUUUACUCGUCAUUACAUAUAGGCACAAUUCAUGGGGAUUGAUCGUUUAAGAUGUCUUUUAUUUUCAAAAACAAUAUUCCUGAUCUAUAUUAAUAAGAAUGUUCCACUUUUUAGAAAUCAGUGAAUCCUGAAAUCUGGUUGUGUGCAUUAAGACUUUGAGUUAGAUGUAUUCAAAACAUUUAUAUUUUAGUAUUUUCCUUUUCUUUAUGGACUCUUUGGAUAAGACGUGGGGUCUAAAGCAUGUUGAACUACGAAGACAUGUGUCUGUUUGGGAGAUUAAUAUGAUUGAUUAUUGAUUGAUUGGUGUUGGACAGUUCUUGUAAAAGAAUAAAGUAAUGUUUUUGCAGAUGCUUCUGACCUUUGACCUCUGAGUGUAUGUUGAUUGAGAGAAUAAAGAAGAAUUUAACCUC